Anopheles coustani is the source of this 340-nucleotide messenger RNA. RefSeq lists its product as uncharacterized. The transcript is spliced from 3 exons. Bases 1 to 327 code for a protein of 108 amino acids. The record is from RefSeq and is a predicted model, not a curated record. Lineage: Eukaryota; Metazoa; Arthropoda; Insecta; Diptera; Culicidae.
AUGAGGAAUUAUUCGUAUCCAGAACAUUGUUAUCUACGGCUCGAUGGAUGGACACUCAACAGAAAAAGUAAGGAAAAAAACAGCAUCUCAGGAAGCCAACAAGCGACCGGGGAAACUACAUCCGAAGCAGCAAAGUCGGAGUCGGAAGAUCCGACGCAAUCGGUGUCGCCAAUCCUGGCCUUGUUAAAAAGGGCGAUUAAAACUAAAGCGAACCGCCGGAUAGACGAGUGCUUGUUUAUGAUGACUUAUUGUGUCCGGAAGUUUCAUACACCCGAAACGAUAAGCAGUUCCCGUGGAUUCUUCUACUUCCUAGAGUAUUAUACGUGAGUAUUUGUAAAAA